AACUCCGGCGGCAGCGACGGUCUCUGUGUAGACUGGUAGGAACGGAAUGUUUGCCUAGCAAAAGGAAUCGAACAAUAGUACCCAAAGACUUAGUUAUCCUCAAGGAAAUUAUAGUCAGAUUUUAAACACUAUUGUGAUCAACAUAUUUACUCAGUAAGAUCUGGAUAAAGCUCUGUGAGCUUUACGGGAGACGCAGGACAAAAUGUCCCUCUUCCAGUCAGCUCUUGAUUUCCUAGCUGGGCCCGGUUCCUCCGGAGGUGCGUGUCGGGACCAUAAUGACUUCGUUGGACAAAUUGUGGAGCUCGGUGACAUGAAACUCAGAAUCAGAAGAGUCAUUGCCGAAGGUGGAUUUGCAUUUGUAUAUGAGGCCCAAGACAUAAGCACCAGUAAAGACUAUGCCCUCAAGAGACUACUGUCUAACGAAGAGGAGAAGAACAAGGACAUCAUCCAGGAGGUCUGCUUCAUGAAAAAGCUGUCUGGUCAUCCUAAUGUGGUCCAGUUCUGCUCAGCAGCGUCCAUCAGUAAGGAAGAGUCUGACACGGGCCAGGCAGAGUUCCUCAUCCUCACAGAGCUCUGUAAAGGUCAGCUGGUCGACUUCAUCAAAAGGGUGGAGCAGAAGGGACCGAUGUCAUGUGACACGGUGCUGAAGAUCUUCUACCAGUCCUGUCGUGCCGUGCAGCACAUGCAUAAACAGAAACCUCCUAUCAUCCACAGAGACCUCAAGAUCGAGAACCUGCUGAUCAGCCACCAGGGGACCAUCAAGCUGUGUGACUUUGGCAGCGCCACCACGCUGGCCCACUACCCAGACUACAGCUGGUCGGCCCAGAAGAGGUCCAUGGUAGAGGACGAGAUCACCAGAAACACCACGCCAGCCUACAGGACACCAGAGAUGAUUGACCUCUACUCCAACUUCCCCAUCAAUGAGAAGCAGGAUAUCUGGGCGCUGGGCUGCAUCCUGUACCUGCUGUGUUUUAAGCAGCACCCAUUCGAGGAGGGCGCCAAGCUGCAGAUCGUGAACGGGAAGUAUGCCAUCCCCCAGAACGACACCAAGUACACCGUCUACCACGACCUCAUCCGCUCCAUGCUGAAGAUCAACCCAGAGGAGCGUCUGGGCAUCACAGAGCUAGUGAACCAGCUGCAGGAGGUGGCUGCCGCCCGCAACGCCAACCCCAAGUCUCCAAUCACAGAGCUGCUGGAGCAGAACGGAGGCUUCGGGAACAACGGAGCCCAGCCGCCCACCCAGAUCCAGAACAUCCACAACGCAGGGGUCUGUGGGGCAGAUUCUGACCUAUCGGCAGGCGGCUUCCUGGACAUUCUGAAGGGAGGCACGGAACGUUUCCUGACCAACAUCAAAGACACCUCCUCUAAGGUCAUCCAAUCAGUGGCCAGCGCGCCCAGCUAUGCCAAAGGAGACCUGGAUCUCUCCUACAUCACCUCCAGGAUAGCAGUCAUGUCCUUCCCUGCUGAAGGGGUGGAGUCGGCCAUUAAGAACAACAUUGAGGAUGUGCGUCUCUUCCUGGACUCUCGCCACGCUGGUCACUACGCCGUCUACAACCUGACCAAGCGCUCCUACAGGCCCUCCCGCUUCCACAACAGGGUCUCAGAGUGUGGCUGGCAGGCGCGGCGGGCCCCUAACCUGCGCAGCCUCUACAGUGUGUGUAAAAACAUGCACAUGUGGCUGAAACAGGACCAGAGGAACAUCUGUAUAGUGCACUGCCUGGAUGGCCGUGCAGCCUCGGCGGUGGCGGUGUGCUCCUUCCUGUGCUUCUGCCGUCUGUUCACCACAGCCGAGGCUGCUGUCUACAUGUUCAGCAUGAAGCGCUGCCCGCCCGGCAUCUCUGCCUCACACAAGAGGUACAUAGAGUACAUGUGUGACAUGAUGGCCGAGGAGCCCAUCAUCCCCCACAGCAAGCCCAUAAUGAUCCACUCCAUUGUCAUGACGCCCGUGCCGCUGUUCAACAAGCAGCGCAGCGGCUGUCGGCCGUUCUGCGAGGUCUACGUGGGAGACGAGCGAGUCACCACCACCUCCCAGGAGUACGACAAGAUGAAGGACUUCAGGAUGGAGGAUGGCCGUGCUGAGAUCCCCCUGAACGUGACGGUGCAGGGAGACGUGCUGGUGGUCAUCUACCACGCCCGCUCCACGCUGGGGGGCCGCCUGCAGGCCAAGAUGGCGUCCAUGAAGAUGUUCCAGAUCCAGUUCCACACAGGCUUCGUCCCCAGGAACGCCACCACCGUCAAGUUCGCCAAGUACGACCUGGACGCGUGUGACAUCCAGGAGAAGUACCCAGACCUGUUCCAGGUCAACCUGGACAUCGAGGUGGACCCCAGGGACAGGGUCAGCACGCGGCCCCCGCCCUGGGACACCUUCCUCACCAAGGGCCUCAAUCCCAAGAUCCUCUUCUCCUCCAGGGACGAGCAGCAGGAGAUCCUCGCCAAGUUUGGUAAACCAGAGCUUCCCAGACAGCCAGGAUCCUCAGCCUUCUACGACGCAGAGAGCCCUCAGACCGCCCAGACACCAGAGGGCUCCACCGAGGCCGAGUCGCCCCAGAGCACAGACACCAACGCCAACAACUUCUUCCAGACCCUCGACUGGGACGAUGGGAGCAGUCACCAGGACGCAUCGGACAGCCAAGGGGGCGGGGCCAUGGACGACCAGGACGAUCUGAGCGACCAAUCAGACGCGGAGUCUUACUCGUACUGUGCCCCCGGCGGCGAGCCGCUGUCCCGUGAUGCCAGCGAGACGCUCUUCAGCGCCGAGUUCCAGACCGACGCCCCCCCCGCCCACGCCCCCCCCGCCGACGCUCCGCCCUACGACACAGCCGACCUGCUGGGGCUGAACUCUGAGCCGGCGGGCCCCGCCCCCACGCCCCCGCUGGCUCCGGGGGGGGGCAUGAAGGCGGCCUCCAGUAACAGCGACCUGCUGACUGACCUGUUCUCCCCCGGGGAGGGAGGGGGGCAGGAGGACCUGUUCUUCACUGCCCCCCCCACGGCGCCCGCCAAGCCCAAACCCAUGAACGACCUGUUCGACCCCUUCGGGGUGAGUUCUGACGGGGGGGCUCGGCAGACCGGAUCAGACCUGUUUGGAGAUCUGUUGGGUUCAGACAGCACUACCUCCUUCACCUCCGCCAGCAACGCUCCACACUCCUCCAACUCCAGCCUCUUCAACCUCAAUAAGUUGGUGAAUGAUCCCCCCAAGAUGACGUCCUCUACCAGCCAACCAGACCUGCUGGGAGGCUGGGACAGCUGGGCAGCAGGGGGCAGCACUGGCCUGGCUUCCAGCUCCAAACCAGCCUACACAGCUCCGCCGGCCGCCUCCUUCUCCAAGGCCAAGUCUCAGAGCUUCGACCCCUUUGCAGACCUGGGGAACCUGGGGACCACGAUACCAGGCUCGUCCAGUGGCAGCUUUGUCCCUAAGCCAGGCUCCUCCUCUUCCUCCUCCUCCUCCUCCUCCUCCGCCGCCUGGCCGGCUGGUCGGCCGGCGGCAGGACAGAACAAACCCUGGAUGCCCCCGAACGCUGCCACCAAGCCCCAGCCCUCCAAGCCCGUGCCCCCGGCCAAGCCCAACUACAACCUGAGCUUCAGUGUUAUCGGGGGGCGGGAGGAGAGGGGCGUCCGGGGACCGGGCUUCGGUCCCAAACCCAAGGUGAAGGAGGAUGACUUUGGGGACCUGCUGUCCACUCAGGGCUUCUCCUGCAGAGCAGACAGGGCCGGCCCCAGGACCAUCGCUGAGAUGAGGAGGCAGGAGAUCUCCAGAGACAUGGACCCCCUCAAGCUACAGAUCCUGGACUGGAUCGAGGGGAAGGAGAGGAACAUCCGUGCGCUGCUGUCCACGCUGCAGACGGUCCUGUGGGAGGGGGAGACCCGCUGGAGGCCCGUGGGCAUGGCCGACCUCGUCCACCCCGACCAGGUCAAGAAGGCCUACAGGAAGGCUGUCCUGGUGGUCCAUCCAGACAAGGCCACAGGCCAGCCGUACGAGCACUACGCUAAGAUGAUCUUCAUGGAGCUGAACGACGCCUGGUCAGAGUUUGAGAACCAGGGCUCCAAGGCUCUCUUCUAGCAGAGACAGACUGGCCGACUGGCAGACUGGACAGUGCCCACAUUGGGCCUUAGGGGGCAUCAGGCCUCCGAGAGGUCCAGCCCCCCCCCCCCCCCCCCUCCUUCUCUACUGUUGAGAGAGAGGGACACCCUCCUUCCUUUCUUAUCCCCCUCCUCCCUCCUUCUCUCUCCAUCCUCCCUUCUUUCUCCCCUGCGGUCUAUCACCAUCACCCUGCUGAGGGACUCUGCCUGUCUCUAGUUGGGGGGGGGGGGGGAGGGGAGGAGGGCAAAACCUGAUAAAGAAGGAUGGGUGGAUGGAUGGCAGAGGAUGAUGGAUGGGAUGAAAGAGACAAUCACUGGGGAGACGAGAUGGCUGACACUGCAGGCUCCUCCCAUCUCUGGGAGGCUCCGCCUUCCCCCAGCGUCUGUGAGGACGUGUACCUGAAGUUACUGCGACCACCACCACCACCACUACUAAAGUCCUGCGAAAAUACAUCGGAUGUACUACUGCAGCUUCACCAUUGGUUCACCUGCUUCCCACUCCCUCCAAUAGGCGGGGCUAAUGCUCAUUGUUGCUUUAUUGACAGUGUCACAGAUUCACAAUUUACCAAUGAGUCACCGCCUCUCUGUAUUGUUCGACACCUCCCCCCCACAGCGAGCGCCUUGCUUCCGGCUGAUUGGCUGGUCGCUGACAGCUCCUGCCCCUCAACAGGCAGCUGAUUGGCGGAGGGCAACAGGGAAGUAGCCUAGAAGAGGGGCUUUUCUCUCUUUGCUCGAGGUGUUCUAACUGAGGCGUCUCCUCUGCUUUGAACAAGGAAGUGAUGGUCUACUAUGAUGAAGAUUGGAGUGAAAUAUGAAAGCGUGCGUGCGUGCGUGUGUGUGUGUCCACGCUAAGAGAACAUCAUGGCUUCCCUUUGCAGUCAUAAGCCCUUCUAUGUGUUUUUGUUUUCCUAAUUCUGCUGUAACGUCUCACAAUGUAUAAAGCUGAUGUUUGUUUGUGUCUCUCUCCCUUUCCAGCUUUUUCUAUUAUAUUUGUCCUUUUUUUAAGAUGUACUUUUUACCUCACCGACCAAUCAAAUCCUAUUUUCGUAUUUAUUAUUUGGGGUUACCAUACGUAUUCAUGACAUUUAAUCAGCAGAACCUAAUAAACGACAGUAAUAUAUGAACUGAAUGUCUUGAAUACGCUGGAGGGAUAUGGUUUAGUUGUCACAAUUCGUUCUUCUGCCUAGCUAACGUCAUUCCAGUCUUACAUGUAUUUUGUUGGCCGUUGGGAUGUGUGUUUUAAAUCUUGUUUCCUUCUAGAACGUUCCUUUCCUCAGCCAGGGCUUCUGUUCCUGGCUUCCUGCUUGACCUUGAGCCGGAUGAGGAUGUUGAGGGGCUGUUACGUUUCUGAAUCAUGCUAGCAGAAAGACUUAACUCCCUCUGGCUAGCGCUCACUGAACCAAAUUUACUCAACCUUCCUAUGAAUGAUAUGAAUGUAGAUUUUCAUCUUUAAGAAUAAAAAUGAUCUGGGACCAACAUGAUUUUGGCAGGCGUUUAUGAUGUUACGAAACCCAGAGCAUGAAACAUGAAAGGAAUGAGGCCUUAAAUGUUGACGUUGUCAUGGCAGUGGGUUCCUCUAGGUGAAGGGACACCUGUUCUUACAAGGCAUCCAACUACCAACUAAAGACUACUUUGACGAUCCCAUUCUGUCAUGAUUCUUGUUGAACUUUCUUUAUUGAGGACGAAACACUUGCUGGACUGAGUUUACUGACACUGCAGUGAUGAACCUCUGUAUUGUAUGGCAUGUCUCAUCGCCAGUGUUGCUUUUGCAAUUACUUCUGGAAUGAGUGCUUUCGUGAGGACAUUGUACAUACCCACAUUAACGUCUUACGACUCAGUAACGACCCCCCCCCCCCCUCCUCCUUCGUGUGCAUCCUUAUCGGUUUGCAUUUCGCUAAUGGUUCCAGGAUUAUGUCGAAUUUUGGGGGAGUGCGAUUGUGAAAUGAAAUGAUGGGAAAUCCGGCUAUGGAAGGAGUUUAUGUGACAAAGCAGAGUGGUUUAGUGUGACACAGACCCAGGAGUGGAAUAAAAGAAUGUUAAACCAUUGAAUGGAGUUGAUAGGAACGAACGUAACCGCUUCAUCUUCUGAUGUUUAUGAUGCUUUUUGACUUCCCUCCCAGGUGAGGAUCACUGUCUUUAAGUUUCCAAAAAAGUGUUUCUUUUAUUCCUUUAGUUUUUGUAUUUUCUGAUAUGCCAUUUGACCAUUAAAAUACAAUCAUGA
This is a messenger RNA of Hypomesus transpacificus, 6298 nucleotides long. RefSeq names its product cyclin G associated kinase (gene gak). Gene Ontology annotation, molecular function: protein serine/threonine kinase activity; ATP binding; AP-2 adaptor complex binding. Lineage: Eukaryota; Metazoa; Chordata; Actinopteri; Osmeriformes; Osmeridae. Gene Ontology annotation, biological process: protein phosphorylation; regulation of clathrin-dependent endocytosis; positive regulation of Notch signaling pathway. Gene Ontology annotation, cellular component: cytoplasm. The transcript is spliced from 30 exons. Bases 203 to 4057 code for a protein of 1284 amino acids. The record is from RefSeq and is a predicted model, not a curated record.